AUGGAAGGGGGACCAACAUUUGGGAAGACAACUGGAUCAACAAUGACAGUGGAGGAAGGAUUAAAACUUAGAAACCAGAGGGAUGCAGUUUGCAAAGUUUCACAACUCAUGGUCCAGUAUAGAUGGAAUAGAGUGCUAAUCUUUAAAGUUUUUAAGAGAGAAGAUGUUGAACACAUCCUCAACAUCCCUAUAAGCCUAGCGGAAAGAGGAGAUAGCUUGAUAUGGAAACACUGCAAAACAGGUCAAUACACUGUAGCAUCUGGCUUCAAACAUUUGCAGCAAAAGAUGAGGAAACGAAGGGAAGAAAGUAACAAAAGAGAAGGAUGCAGCUAUCAACAAACAGAUAGGAAAUUAUGGAAGGCACUUUGGAAGUUACCUAUCAAAUAUAAGUUGAAGAUUUUUGUGUGGAAAUGCAUCAAUAACGGGAUACCAACAAAGGCUCAAAUCUUCCAUAGGACACAAAGAGGAGAACCGAUAUGCUGUGGAUGUGGAGAAAAAGAGGAAUCAAUUGAGCACAUGCUGCUGCAAUGCACGAUAGCAAAAGGAAUAUGGAAAUUUGCAUUAGUUAAUUGGGAUGGACUGGAAGACCAAACAGGCUAUUUCAAACAAUGGUGGACCUCCAUGAUGAUGCAUACAAGAACCAGGCGGGAAGGUGAUGAUCACAUAGCGCUAACUGUCAACGUGCUGUGGCAAAUCUGGAAAUCGAGAAAUGCCAGAAUAUUUAACUCAGCACAGCAACAUCCUCUUAAAGUGAGUGAAAAAGCUGCUAAAGAAUGGAAAGAGUACCAGGAAGCAAUCCAGCAACGACCAAGAAAAAGCACAACAGAAACAAUAAGGCAAGAAGAGAACAAUCAAAGACAGCAAACUAACUCAGAAGUGGUAACACUAAAGCUGGCGACCCAACACCAGAAUGGGAACAAAUCUUUUGGUAUAGGCAUCACAGCUGUGAAUGGCGCAAGCCAAGGAAUUGUAGCCUGGUCGUUAAAGGAAAGACAAGCAGGGAACAAAGCUCAGGACAAUGCAGAGGCUGUGAGGCUCUGUAUGAUUAAAGCAGCAACAAAGGGAUGGCGAGACAUCAAGAUACGAAUUGAGGAUAGGAAGUUGCUUGACCAAAUACGAGCUGGAAAUGCCAGAAGUGUGGAGUCAGCCAUUAUAAUAGAGGACAUACAACAAAUGACCUCAUGGUUUCGAAUGUGCUUUUUUGAUAGGUUAAAUGAGGACAUUGAUAGCCUAUGCUAUAGUUUGAGCAAAAUUGCUCUUUUAAACUUUUGUGACAUGGAGUGGAAUUACUCCACCCCAGACUGCUAA
Coffea eugenioides is the source of this 1308-nucleotide messenger RNA. RefSeq lists its product as uncharacterized. Lineage: Eukaryota; Viridiplantae; Streptophyta; Magnoliopsida; Gentianales; Rubiaceae. The transcript has a single exon. The record is from RefSeq and is a predicted model, not a curated record. Bases 1 to 1308 code for a protein of 435 amino acids.